CACGGGAAAGGUAGAUCAUUUGGUGACGAUGAUAGAACAGGGAGAUUGCAUAUCCCAUCAACAAUUGUUUAAGAUAUUCGACCUUCAGUAUGAGAAGAUUACGCACAUUCUCACCGAUUUACCUACAAACUACUGAGAGAUGUCUUUCACGAAAACCAGCGACUACUACCAAGAACUCUUCACCCACUUAUGUCAGAAUGUUGAAACUGAUAGUGAGAAUAACGAUCGCGGUUUUCGGCGAUGUAUCUAGGCAGAAAUCAACGAUUUGAGGGAAAACCCAGGAGAGGACCCAAGAUUCUUGGGGCACUUAACCUGGAUUUGGAUCUCACAAUAUCCUAAUCGCCUGAUUGCCGUAUUUAAGGAUUUCGAGCAUCUCGAGAAAUCAGGGAAUAUUUGUGGCACAUCAAUAGCGCAAAUGAAUGAUGCCAUACUGGAUUACUACACUACAGUCAUCUUACCGACAACAGGGAGAAAUCUUCCACCAACUGCCGUUGAGGUCACAAGAAACAAAUUCGUCAUUCCUGGACCACCCCCGUCAACUGUUUCAAAGCGAAUGGGACCACCUACCCCAGGAGGUAUGUCUUCAGCGGGAGAGAUGUCUGCAGUCGAAUCCGCGAAAGAAUUCAACACCGGUUUUAUGGAACACCUGAAACGAAGAAGAGGAACCCCAAUGAUCGGAGCGACUAUGGAUUUCAGGUACCAAGAAUGUACUGCACGAAAUAAUAAAAGUAUAAGUGUAAUUUUGGCGACCAAGUAUCAAUAGAAAAUUAUUGAGAACUCGGCCUCACAGUUGAUAAGAUACCUUAAAAGCCUUCAAGAAACAGAUGACGAAAUCGAAAUAAAGUUUUGGGAAGGUCAGUUCCGCAAGUAUAGUUCCAAAAGCAUCUUAAAGAAUGGAGAUAUCCGUCUUUGCCAGUUUGUGAAAUACUGGAACAAGGGUGAAAGUAAAGAACUAUCCUCGGGCACGCUUGAAAGGAAGAGAUACCAGAAACAAACCCGGAGUCAUGAAAGGUCAUGAAAGGAGAAAAUAUUCUCACGUUACCACCCGUCGCAGUAACGAAAGUGAUGAGCUGUCGUCUGAGUCAGAAGUCUCACAAGGUUUACUCAAAAAGCAACUCACGGGCUUACCCAAGAAGAAUGAUUGGAGCAACAAUACCCACACUGAAGCAACAGCCCGGGACUACCUGAACAAUUCCCACAUUUUUGUUAAACCCAAAGGAAAGGAUAUUAAGGGAAACAGUCAUAAUAUAUGCUAUGAGUUACCCCUAACUAAAUGGCCGUAUAUCCCAAAGGACAACAAAGGUCAUUCAUAUGUACCAGAGGGCCUUGAGCAGCCUAGACCUGGCAGUCAGUUGGAGAUCUUUAUAUACAAUUGUUUAUCUAACAUUUUUGAUAAAGUGGAGUAUGAUCGCAAAGAAAAAUAUGUGAAAGCUUUACGGACAAAAGUCCUAAAGAAGAGCAUGAGAUCCAUAGAACGACGAGAGAACAAGGAGUGUCAAGAUCCUAUAACAGUCAACGAAAUUAUUGCUAGUCAGGAUAUCGACCCCAUACAGACAUUAUGCAACGAUAUACCUAUAAAGGUUAGAGCCAAGGCUAUUACCCUGAUGCAGUACAGUGUAAUAGCCUCUACUUAUCUUGACUUUUUUUAUUUUGGAUGGAAUGCUCCAUCACAAAUAGAUGUCGACGAACAACCAGUUAACAUGGCAGUGAGGGUUAUAAAGAUGGGAUACCGAAAGUUUAGCAUCCCAGGAUUUGAAGAUUAUAGUCACUCAUCCACCGUCGGCCCCGUCGCCAGCACAUCCACCGCCCCUACCGCCACCAUCUAUUUAAUCACCAUGGUGAAUCCGAGGCCAGUUCCACCGCCAAUAUCACUGACCCCACCAGCUCUGCCACCGCCGCCGCCGCCACCACUACCACCAUUACCACCACCAUCAACACCGACCAAGCUGUCUCAACCUCCACUUCCAUCGUCGACCAACUUGCCGCCACCGCCGCCGACGCCGCCGCCACCACCACCGCCGCCGCCGCCGCCGCCGCCACUGAUCUGAUGCUCUUCUUUAGGACUUUUGUCCGUAAAGCUUUCAUAUAUUUUUCUUUGCGAUCAUACUCCGCUUUAUCAGAAAUGUUAGAUAAGCAAUUGUAUAUAAAAAUCUCCAACGCAGUGGCAAACUGCCUGCCGCGUCUAGGUUGCUCAAGGCCCCCUGGUACAUAUGAAUGGCCUUUCUUGUCCUUUGGGAUAUAUGGCCAUCUAGUUAGGGGAAGCUCACGUAGUCCCGGGCUGUCGCUUCGGAGUGGGAAUUGUCGCUGCGAUCCUUUUUCUUUGGCAGGCCCGUGAGUUGCUUUUUGAGUGAAUCUUGUGAGUCUUCUGACUCAGAUGACAGCUCAUCAAUUUCAUUGCUGCUGCGAUGGUUGGUAAUGUGAGCAUAUUUCCUCCUCUUGGUUGGCCUUUCCAGACAUUUGCUCUGUUUCUGGUGCCUCUUCCUUUCAACUGUGCCCGAGGAUAGUUCUUUUUCCAAUAUUCCACAAACUUUUCAAGACUGACAUUUCCCUUCUUUAGGAAUUGACUAUCCCAAUGCUUCAUUCCGGGUUCGUCAUCUGUUUCUUGGAGGGUCUUAAGGUAUGUCAUCAGCUGCGAGGCCGAGUUCUCAACAAUAUUCUUGUGAUAUAUGGUCGCCAUAAUUACACUUUCACUUUUAGUAUGUCGUGCACCACAUUCCUGAUACUUGAAAUUCAUCGUCGCUCCGACCAUUAAGGUUACUCUUCUUCGCUUAAGGUGUUUCAUAAAACCAGUAUUGAAUUCGUUUGCGGAUUCGACCGCCGAUAUCUCUCUCGCCGAAGACAGACCUCCUGGGGUAGGUGGUCCCAUGCGCCUUGAAACAGAUGACGGGGGUGGUCCAGGAACGACGAAUUUGUUUCUCGUCACCUCGACGCCAGUUGCUGGAAGAUUACUCUCUGUAGGUAAUAUGAUGGUAGUGUAGUAAUCUAGUACGGCAUCAUUCAUUUGCAUUAAUGAUGUGCCAUUAAUAUUCCCUGAUCUUUCGAGAUGCUCGAAUUCCUUGAAUGCAGCAAUCAGGCGAUUAGGGUAUUGAGAGAUCCAGAUCCGGGUUAAGUGGCCCAGGGGUCUUGUAUCCUCUCCUGGGUUUUGCUUCAAGUAAUUGAUCUCCGCCUCGAUACAUCGCUGAAAUUCGCCAUCGUUGCUCUC
Penaeus monodon (black tiger shrimp) is the source of this 3202-nucleotide messenger RNA. Its product is annotated as protocadherin-15-like. The transcript has 2 exons. The record is from RefSeq and is a predicted model, not a curated record. NCBI's taxonomy places the organism in Eukaryota, Metazoa, Arthropoda, Malacostraca, Decapoda, Penaeidae. Gene Ontology annotation, molecular function: microtubule binding; actin binding. The coding region runs from base 1005 to 2048 and encodes 347 amino acids. Gene Ontology annotation, biological process: actin filament polymerization. Gene Ontology annotation, cellular component: cytoplasm; actin filament.